Molecule: messenger RNA, 414 nt
Organism: Fusarium verticillioides 7600
Lineage: Eukaryota; Fungi; Ascomycota; Sordariomycetes; Hypocreales; Nectriaceae
Exons: 1
Coding region: 1-414 (137 amino acids)
Source: RefSeq, a predicted model, not a curated record
AUGUCCACAACAGGCCAGUCUCGGGCUGACUUCAGGUUUCGACACAGCGGGACUGAUACGCGAAUGUUAGUUACUUGCUCCUUUGGGUCUCACUGUCUUGCUUUUGUUGCCUCCCGCCUCGUCUUGCCUUUGUAUCUUGCCGCUCCGAUGAAACAACCGUCUUAUGUGGACAAUGAAUGGAUCAUACUCGUCGCUUGCGCGUGUAUCUGCGCCUGCACUCCCCGUCUCAGCCAGCCAGCCCUGCAACGGCCUUCAGAACCAACGUCUCCAGUCUCUGGUCUAGGCGCAUCGAUCUUAGUCCCAGCAGAAACUCAUCUUGCAUCUAAAAGCACAUACACACUACAAGGAACGUGCAUUGUGUGCACAAGCAGCAUCAACGGCUUUGUGGAGGCGAAAAAGGAAAACCCACUUUGA